GGGAUGGAGGGAAGGGACGCCGAAACCUGGUCGGAAUGGGGAGUGGACUACUUGAAAUAUGACAACUGCCACACAGACGGGACGUCGCCCCAAGAGCGGUACCCGCCCAUGCGCGACGCCCUGAAUGCCACCGGCAGACCCGUCCUCUAUUCCAUGUGCGAAUGGGGCCUGGACAAUCCGGGCGCAUGGGCGCCGGCGGUGUCGAACCUGUGGCGGACCACGCCGGAUAUCCGGGACGAAUGGUCCUCGGUGAUGGAGAUCGUGGAGAUCAACGGGCGUCGAUGGCGGUACGCGGGUCCGGGGGGGUUCAACGACCCGGACAUGCUGGAGGUGGGGAACGGAGGCAUGGGGCUGGAGGAGUACCGGGCGCACAUGUCUCUGUGGUGCGUGAUGAAGGCGCCGCUUCUGAUCGGCUGUG
Nannochloropsis gaditana CCMP526 is the source of this 418-nucleotide messenger RNA. It is a transcript of the gene GALA, whose product is annotated as alpha-galactosidase. The annotation marks the transcript as partial. Gene Ontology annotation, molecular function: hydrolase activity, hydrolyzing O-glycosyl compounds. The record is from RefSeq and is a predicted model, not a curated record. The transcript has a single exon. Gene Ontology annotation, biological process: carbohydrate metabolic process.